This is a messenger RNA of Clonostachys byssicola, 1515 nucleotides long. Lineage: Eukaryota; Fungi; Ascomycota; Sordariomycetes; Hypocreales; Bionectriaceae. The record is from the annotation of a GenBank genome assembly.
AUGUUCGGCGGAAAUCAACGAUGCUUGACGGCCGUCCUUGUGCUUAACCUCGCAGUCACUGCUCAGUCUUACUCGUAUCAAGCUGUCAAGGACAUAUGCGCUGCCUUAGAAACCGACUUCCCAGCCCUGACCCUGUUCCCUGGGGAGUCUUUAUAUAAUUACAUCAAUGAAGAUUACUUCAGUGCCGAGGCAUGGCUUGGCCCAGCGUGUAUCUUCAUCCCCACCAGCUCCGAACUCAUGGCACAUGCCGUGGCGCAACUCAAAGAUUCAGAUGCUCCCUUUGCCGUUCGCGGUGGUGGAUGGAUGCCGGUCCCAGGCGCGGCGAACAUCGACUCCAGUGGCAUUCUCCUGGCAACAACGAAUCUGACGGGCUUGCAACUGUCGUCGGACCUUUCAUCGGUCUCAGUCGCCUCUGGUCAUGACUGGGCAGAGGUCAUCGACUACCUAUCCCCUCAUGACCUGGUCGUGGUUGGCAGCCGCAUCGGAGUCGUUGGAGUACCUGGGUUCUUGUUAGGCGGAGGCAUGUCAUUCUUGAGCAACCAAUAUGGAUGGGCCUCGGCGAAUGUUGUCGGGUACGAGGCGGUCCUAGCAUGCGGCUCAAUCGUCUACGCAAUGGCAGACAAUGAGUAUUCUGACCUCUUUUGGGCUCUUCGAGGCGGCGGCAACAACUUUGCCAUCGUCACCAAGUUCGAGCUCAAAACUUUCAACAUACCAUCUGUUGCCGUAGGUCAAGUUGCAUACGGCUCAGGGCAGCGGGACUCUUUUAUCAAAAACCUCUACGACUUCAGCCAGACUGGAGUUUUGGACGAGCGUGCCUUUGUCCUCCCGACCAUAUCCUUCGUCCCAGCAGCCGGCCCAAACAUCACCUACUCUGCCAUCUUGUUCUACAAUGACAACAACACCUCUCCCUCUGCGCUUGAGAGUUUUCUCCCCCCAGUGGCCAGUCCGCGAAGCAGCACUUUCUCUGUGCGCACCAUGGCCAACUGGACUGCGGAAGCCGACGAAGGCUUCGACAAAGUGCACGGCCAGAACUUCCGCUUCCACGGGUUUUCGAUGCUCGCGGAUCUGGACGCCAUGUACGCUGUUCACGACAUUUUCUUCCGGCACACGCAGCAGAGCGGGCCUGCCAUCGAGGGUUUCAUCUCCACAUUGGCAAUGAACGCCGUCUCCAAGUCUUAUAUCACCAAAAACCGCGGCACGGACCCGGCCGGCGACCCCAUGGGCAUCGACGCGGACAAGGCACCGUAUUUCCUCUGUGAGGAAACCUUUUCAUGGACCAGUAAGAAUGAUACCGGAAGCAUUGAGCAGCUCAUGACGGACAUCAACGAGGAGCUACGAGCGAAGCUGGGGGAGACUAUUGUCCCGUUCCUGUAUCUCAAUAAUGCGGGUGGUGGGCAGGAUGUGUUCCAGGGAUAUCAUCCGGCGAAUGUCGCUAGGUUGAGAUCAAUUAGGGACAAGUACGAUGAGUCUGGACUCUUGACGAACCAGCUCAUUGGGGGAUUCAAGCUGGACUAA